Messenger RNA from Zophobas morio, 597 nucleotides. Its product is annotated as craniofacial development protein 2-like. Bases 1 to 597 code for a protein of 198 amino acids. The record is from RefSeq and is a predicted model, not a curated record. Lineage: Eukaryota; Metazoa; Arthropoda; Insecta; Coleoptera; Tenebrionidae. The transcript has a single exon.
AUGAGCUAUAUAAGAUUGAGAAAUAAGUACAGGAAAAUAACCCUACUGAAUAUACAUGCACCGACUGAAGAGAAAGAUCUAGAAGUAAAAACAGAAUAUUACGAAGAACUAGAAAAAGAAUAUGUGAAAAUACCAAAGCAUGACAUUAAAAUGGUUAUAGGAGACGCCAACGCAAUGAUAGAUAAAGAGAAUUGCUACAGGCCAACAAUCGGGAAAGAAAGCAAACACCAAAAAAUGAAUCAAAACGGAGAAAAACUGAUAGAGUUUGCAGAAGAAAAUAAAAUGGUAGCCAAAAGCACCUUCUUUGCGCAGAAAGAGAUCUACAAAGGCACAUGGAUGUCGCCUGACGGAAAAACGGUCAGCCAAAUAGACCACAUACUGGUAAAAACGAGAGAUGCCCAACUAAUAACCAGAUUAAGAAGCUACAGGGGAGCAGAAGCGAAUUCAGACCACUUUCUAGUAAGAGCAGACCUCAAACAAGAAAUACCGAAGAAAAAAGAAGGAAAGAAGAUGCAACGUGAUAUAAAUGUAAACAAACUUAAGAAAGCUGAAGUACAACAGGAAUACGAACAAAAGAUGAAUGAGAGAAUAAGAUGA